This is a messenger RNA of Ilyonectria robusta, 1125 nucleotides long. RefSeq names its product class II aldolase/adducin N-terminal. The transcript has a single exon. Gene Ontology annotation, molecular function: actin filament binding. The record is from RefSeq and is a predicted model, not a curated record. Gene Ontology annotation, cellular component: cytoskeleton. Lineage: Eukaryota; Fungi; Ascomycota; Sordariomycetes; Hypocreales; Nectriaceae. Bases 119 to 1027 code for a protein of 302 amino acids.
GUUAGAUCCAGAUAUCGAGACUCUUACUUUGAUCUCUAUAUCGAAUCUAUUUGACUGCAUUCAAUCAACCGUCCACUUUCAACAGCCUCAAUCAACUCCGCAACGCCCAUCCUCAAUCAUGGCCCCCGCAGCCACUAUCCCCGCAGUAAGCGUCACGGCCAGCAUCAAGCCAAAGGAAGCGUCGCACACCAACCAUGGCCAAGAACUCGCCAACAAGACGCCGCUGCAGGCCAUGUCACACGGCGAUGUUGUCCUGCCUGGAAUCCCGACGCACCCUGAUUUUGCCUCCCACCGCAAGUGGCAGCUCGAGCACAUGACGGCCGCCUUUCGCCACUGGCAUCGCGAGGGCUACGUCGAAGGCAUGAGCGGCCACAUCUCGGUUCGCGAUCCCGAGUUUCCUAACGCGUUCUGGACAAAUCCGUUGGGCCGUCACUUUGGACUGCUCAAGGUCAGCGACAUGAUCCUUGUGAAUUUGGACGGCGCCGUCAUCGGCGGCAAUCGUACACGUCCUCCCAACACGGCCGGGUUCCUCAUCCACGCAGCAGUCCACAAGGCACGCCCCGAUGCCCACUCCAUCUGCCACUGCCACAGCGUCUACGGCAAGGCGUGGUCAGUCUUCGGCCGGCGCCUGGAAAUGCUGACCCAGGACUCGUGCAAGUUCCGCGGCGACGCCCAUAGCGUCUACAACAGCUACGGCGGCGUUGUCCUGGGAAGCGAAGAGGGUGAUCGCAUCGCGGAGGCCUUGGGGCCGAAGGGUAAAGGGUGCAUCUUGCGAAACCAUGGCCUGCUGACUGUUGGAAAGACGGUGGAUGAGGCGGCGUUCCUGUUUACGUCGAUGGAGGCCUCUUGUCGCGUGCAGCUUCUAGCGGAGGCAGCGGCUGCGAACGGAUCUCCGAAGGUCCUCAUCACUGAUGAGGAGGCCAAUUUCAACUUUGAUGUUGAGAGUGACCCGGAAAUCUGCUAUUGCGAGUUCCAAGUAUACUAUGACUUGGAGGAUGAGCUGUCUAAUGGAAGCUUCAAGAACUGAGUCAUUUCAUGAGUUACACUGAGCUAGUUGGAUAUAUACGCUGGACUGUGGAUCAAUGCUUAAACCCAACUCCAAGAUGGCAACUGAGAUCCCUAAAG